UCUAGAGACUAGAUACAAGACAGGAUCCAGAGAGACAGAGAAGAGACACCAGAGUUAUGGAGAAACAUCACUGCGACUCUUGUGGGAAGAGCCUUUCCUCAUUCAGUAGCCUCCAGAAGCACAUGCUAAUCCACACUGGAGAGAAGCCCUACAGCUGUGACGUCUGUGGUAAAACCUUUAGACAGGCUGUUCACCGCAGGACCCACACCACAGAUAAGCCCUACAGCUCUGACCUCUGUGGUAAAACCUUUAGCAUGGCUAGUACUCUCAAUGAUCACUGCAGGACCCCCACUGAAGACAAGCCCUACAGCUGUGACAUCUGUGUUCACCGCAGGACCCACACUGAAGAGAAGCCCUAUAACUGUGACCUCUGUGAUAAAACCUUUAGCCUGGCUAGUACUCUCAAUGAUCACCGCAAGGCCCACACCGGAAAGAAGCCCUACAGCUGUGACCUCUUUCACCGAAAGACCCACACUGAUGAGAAGCCCUAUAACUGUGACCUCUGUGAUAAAACCUUUAGCCUGGCUAGUACUCUUAAUGAUUACCGCAGAACCCACACUGGAGAAAAGGCCGACAGCUCUGACGUCUGUGAUAAAACCUUUAGCCUGGCUAGUACUCUCAAUGAUCACCGCAAGGCCCACACCAGAGACAAGCCCUACAGCUGUGACGUCUGUGUUCACCGAAAGACCCACACUGAUGAGAAGCCCUAUAACUGUGACCUCUGUGAUAAAACCUUUAGCCUGGCUAGUACUCUUAAUGAUUACCGCAGAACCCACACUGGAGAAAAGGCCGACAGCUCUGACGUCUGUGAUAAAACCUUUAGCCUGGCUAGUACUCUCAAUGAUCACCGCAAGGCCCACACCAGAGACAAGCCCUACAGCUGUGACGUCUGUGGUAAAACCUUUAGCCAAGCUAGUACUCUCAACGUUCACCGCAGAACCCACACUGGAGAAAAGCCCUACAGCUCUGAGUUCACCGAAAGACCCACACUGAUGAGAAGCCCUAUAACUGUGACCUCUGUGAUAAAACCUUUAGCCUGGCUAGUACUCUUAAUGAUCACCGCAGAACCCACACUGGAGAAAAGGCCGACAGCUCUGACCCUGGCUAGUACUCUCAAUGACCACCGCAAGACCCACACUGGAGAGAAGCCCUACAGCUGUGACCUCUGUGGUAAAACCUUUAGCCAAGCUAGUACUCUCAACGUUCACCGCAGAGCCCACACUGGAGAAAAGCCCUACAUCUCUGACGUCUGUGAUAAAACCUUUAGCCUGGCUAGUACUCUCAAUGAUCACCGCAAGGCCCACACUGAAAAAAAGCCCUACAGCUGUGACGUCUGUGGUGAAACUUUUAGCCAGGCUGGCGGAUUAAGAGGUCACCACCGGAUCCACACUCAGGAGAAGCCCUACAGCUGUGACCUCUGUGAUAAAACCUUUAGCCUGGCUAGUACUCUCAAUGACCACCGCAAGGCCCACACCGGAGAGAAGCCCUACAGCUGUGACCUCUGUCGUAAAACCUUUAGCCUGGCUAGUACUCUCAAUGAUCACCGCAAAGUCCACACUAAAAAAAAGGCCUACAGCUGUGACGUCUGUGGUAAAACUUUUAGCCAGGCUGGCGGUUUAAGAGGUCACCGCAGGAUCCACACUGAGGAGAAGCCCUACAGCUGUGACCUCUGUGAUAAAGCCUUUAAAAAGGCUGGCCAUCUCACAGUUCACCGAAGGAUCCACACUGGAGAGAAGCCCUACAACUGUGGACUGUGUGGUAAAACCUUUAGACUGGCUAGUACUCUCAACGUUCACCGCAGUAUCCACACCGGAGAGAAGCCCUACAGCUGUGACGUCUGUGGUAAAACCUUUAAAAAGGCUUUCCAUUUCACAGAUCACCGCAGUAUCCACACCGGAGAGAAGCCCUACAGCUGUGACCUCUGUAGUAAAACCUUUAGACUGGCUAGUAAUCUCCACGUUCACCGCAGGAUCCACACCGGAGAGAAGCCCUACAACUGUAACCUCUGUGGUAAAACCUUUAGCCAGUCUAGUGCUCUCAACAUUCACCGUAGGAUACACACAGGGGAAAAGCCCUACAGCUGUGAAUACUGUGAUAAAGCCUUCUCUACCUCAGCUUCUUUUAAGAAUCACAGUAGGAUCCACACAGGAGAGAAGCCCUAUAGCUGCCCACACUGUGAUUACUCAGCUUUUGGGGCUAGUGUGCUGAAUGUCCAGUCCAACCUCUGCUCUCACCUGGAUGAAGCUUUCCACAUACAGCAGGAUGUACACUCCACAGUCGCUGAAGUUGUCCUGCUGAGGUACUCGAGCCCUUCAUCACGUCCUUCCCAAAGCUCCGCUGGCUUCCUUUCCUCGCCUCCCAUUCCACCUCCAGAGGUCAUGCCUGCUGUCUACAUAUGGGGCAAGGAGCCUCUGACAGCCUCCACGCUGGCCUCCACUCCUCUGCACUACCACAAACUGAUGCUGGGAGAGUGUCUCAUCACCCUCAUCCACAAGCCCAUGCUCAGGCCCCGGUCCAUCCUGUACCGUGAGGUCCAGACGGCUCACGCCCUGGUCCAUCCUGUACCACGGCUCAGGCCCUGCUCCAUCCCGUACCGUGAGGUCCAGACGGCUCAGGCCCUGGUCCAUCCUGCACCAAACGCCCCCUCGGGGCUUAGCAGCUUCUGGACAGUGUCAGUCUCUGGGUUCUCCCUGACUCACUAUGGAAGACAGAUCCUGCUUCUUACAAGAUCUCAGAACGGAUUCCAAUAUGUUGGUAAUUGA
Hypomesus transpacificus is the source of this 2762-nucleotide messenger RNA. Its product is annotated as zinc finger protein 271-like. Gene Ontology annotation, biological process: regulation of transcription by RNA polymerase II. The coding region runs from base 57 to 2762 and encodes 901 amino acids. Gene Ontology annotation, molecular function: RNA polymerase II cis-regulatory region sequence-specific DNA binding; DNA-binding transcription factor activity; RNA binding. The record is from RefSeq and is a predicted model, not a curated record. NCBI's taxonomy places the organism in Eukaryota, Metazoa, Chordata, Actinopteri, Osmeriformes, Osmeridae. The transcript has 13 exons.